AUGUCAUCUGGUGAGAGUUCUUCCGAAUCAGAAACAUUCGAAGUUCGUCCAUUACCACCGGAUUAUAUUGGCUCGUUGUCGAGUUCUGAAUCAGAUGACGAUUUUGAUCGUAAUUCAUCCACUUCUGAACCAAAUCGAAGUCAGCCGUUUACGAAUUGCUCCCAUUUGCAUAUGGUGUGCCAGGUACCAUCAGGGGCAUUUGAUUCUUUCGGUCCUUGUGCAGUUUGUUCAAGAUCUGCGGAAAACUGGAUAUGCAUAACGUGUUAUAUUAUCAACUGCAGCAAUAAUGUCCUAAAUCAUGCAUUUACUCAUUUUUGUCAUACAAAUCAUCCUUUAGCACUCGAUUUACGAAAUAUACGUGUGUGGUGUUUCUAUUGUCGCGAAUUUAUCAAAAAUAGUGCUGUACUUACAAUGAAACGUAUUGCAAAUUUAUCGAGAUAUGGUGAAGAUUUAAGUCAAGAACUUAUUGAUGAUGAAAGUACGAUAAAUGCUUCAUUAAUUUAG
This is a messenger RNA of Dracunculus medinensis (Guinea worm), 504 nucleotides long. Lineage: Eukaryota; Metazoa; Nematoda; Chromadorea; Rhabditida; Dracunculidae. The record is from the annotation of a GenBank genome assembly.